AUGCAGUCCUCUUCCCUAGCCUUAUCUCAGUCUCUCUCUUGCUCCGUAAAAUCCGUCUGCUCUAUCUCUCGUUCACCUAUUUCACUCGACUCCUAUCUCCACAUCUGUCCUACUCGAAGCGAUAUUUGCCCUCACCUACGUCUGGGUGAACAAUUCGAGGCUCAAGCCUCUGAGUGUCGUGAUCACCCCUUUGCUACAUGGACCAUGUCUCUGGUACAACCGACCUACCCUCAGCCAACUAGCUCCGGUCCCCGCCGUGUCUAUCCUGUUUCUAUCCCUAAUACCAAGUCUAUGAAUUGCUAUGCCUUAAUAACUUGUGUGCUAACCCACAAAUAUUGUCGUACUGCUUGUUUUGGUUAG
This is a messenger RNA of Protopolystoma xenopodis, 360 nucleotides long. The record is from the annotation of a GenBank genome assembly. NCBI's taxonomy places the organism in Eukaryota, Metazoa, Platyhelminthes, Monogenea, Polystomatidea, Polystomatidae.